Aplosporella prunicola CBS 121167 is the source of this 561-nucleotide messenger RNA. RefSeq lists its product as uncharacterized. Gene Ontology annotation, cellular component: mitochondrial membrane. Gene Ontology annotation, biological process: mitochondrial respiratory chain complex III assembly. NCBI's taxonomy places the organism in Eukaryota, Fungi, Ascomycota, Dothideomycetes, Botryosphaeriales, Aplosporellaceae. Bases 60 to 431 code for a protein of 123 amino acids. The record is from RefSeq and is a predicted model, not a curated record. The transcript is spliced from 4 exons.
GUCCUUUACAUCGCACUGCCCCCCUCCAGUCGCCUCUUUCCCUCUCCAUCGCCGCCACCAUGCCUAUGAGCCCUGCCACCUGGGUCAAGAUGAUCGCCACAGGCGGCAUCUUAUGCAUCGGAGGCCCCGCCCUCGUAUACUACGUCUCUCCCACCGAAGAGGAGCUGUUCAAGAGAUACAACCCCGAGCUCCAGAAGCGCUCGCUCGAGAACCGCAUUGGCAAGCAGCAGGAGUUUGACGAUUUUGUCACCCGUCUGAAGGAGUACUCCAAGUCUGACAAGCCCAUCUGGGAGGCUGCCGCCGAAGCCGAACGCGUCCGCAGCGCUGCUGCCCGCGAAAAGGUCAUUGACGAGCAGCGCCAGCUGGCCGUCGACAUUGAACGGCGGCGCCAGAUUAUGCGUGAGUCGGCAGGAGAGAACUAUAGGCAAUAAAUGCGUUUCCGACUUUGGAACCUCACACCCGGUGACCCGGUUUCACUGGGAGCUCGAUUCACGUUUGUGUUGAUAUCAUUUUACUCCAUGCAAGUCUGGGCUAACAAAAAUUAAUUUACUUUUCCGUCCG